Prunus armeniaca (apricot) is the source of this 1269-nucleotide messenger RNA. The record is from the annotation of a GenBank genome assembly. NCBI's taxonomy places the organism in Eukaryota, Viridiplantae, Streptophyta, Magnoliopsida, Rosales, Rosaceae.
AUGUCAGACAUAGAGGAGGUGUUGGAGAGGCAAGAGCGAGAAAUAAGAGAAAGAAGGCGUAGACGAGCAGCAAGCAAAAGAGCACAGAGAGAUCUAGAUCAGCAACUUGUCAUGGCUGUGGCCAUGCUUGAUGAAGAAAACCAGAGUAGUCGUGGUUCACAUGAAGGCCGUGCCCCAAAUGUUGACAGACAUAGGCAUUCUCGGGGUAAGAAUCUUAUGGAAGAUUAUUUUAUUCCAACAUCUCUGUACUCUGAUGUUCAUUUUCGAGGGAGGUAUAGAAUGCAACAACAUUUGUUCAAUAAAAUCAUGCAUGAUAUUUGCAAUUAUGAUGAAUACUUUGUUCAAAAGAGAAAUUGUGCUGGUGUUUUGGGACUGCUUCCCGAACAAAAGUUCACAGCUGUUAUACGAAUGUUGGCGUAUGGUGCAUCUGCUGAUCAGGUGGAUGAGAUUGCCCGGAUGGGGAAGUCCACUGCCUUGGAGAGUUUGGUUAGAUUUUGUGAUGCAGUCGAAACUCUGUACACCAGGGACUACCUGCGCCGACCCACGCCCAGGGACCUGCAACGACUUCUGCAGAAAGCCGAACGGAGAGGAUUUCCAGGAAUGAUUGGUAGCAUCGACUGCAUGCGCUGGCAAUGGAAGAAUUGCCCAACUGCUUGGCAGGGUGAGUACGGAAAUCGGAAAGGCCAAAAAAGCAUCAUCCUUGAAGCCGUUGCAGAGGAGAAGCCCCCAAAAAUCACAUAUGAAGUCAAUAAUACCAUAUACCAAACUGGGUAUUAUCUAACUGACGGGAUCUACCCGAGGUGGACAACAUUCGUGAAAUCACUUUCGCAUCCCCGAACCCAGAAGCAAAAAUUAUUUGCUACAUAUCAAGAGGGUUACAGAAAGGAUGUGGAGAGGUGCUUUGGUAUCCUCCAAGCUCGGUGGGCGAUCAUUAGGGGUGCAGCACGUAUGUUUGAUGAGGAGGUGUUGAGGAGCAUCAUGAUGACAUGCAUCAUCCUUCAUAACAUGAUUGUGGAGGAUGAGUAUGAUUACGAAGCUGAAGAGGUGUACAAACCAGAUCCCAUGAACACAGCCUUGACCCGAAUUUAUGAAAAACCAAUAGGGCCAAAUGGAGAACCAGUGGAGCAUGAACCGUUGGUUAGAGAUGGUCUUUUCAUGAACCGUAUGAUUGAUCGAUAUACGGAGAUGCAAUCUUCAUAUAUUCAUGAACACCAUCAAGUUGACUUAAUGGAGCAUUUAUGGGCGAUGAAAGGCAAUGACGGUGAAUGA